AUGCACAAGUCCACCGAAUUUGCCGUUGCAGGGUUCAAAAACUCGCGAACCUGCCAGAAUAACGUCGAAUCCCAGCGACAGGAGGACCGUAUUAAACAGUUGGUUCGUUUCAAAGCACCAACCACCGCGGCGGUGGCGGACAAUCUUUUUAAAGAGACGCGUCGGCGAAACACCGAGCCCUUUAUGCCAGGAGUAAUGAGCCUGAAGAUUUUCAUACGAUUUGCUGCGCAGGCGAAAGGUGGAUUCGAUUGA
This is a messenger RNA of Pyricularia pennisetigena, 252 nucleotides long. RefSeq lists its product as uncharacterized. The record is from RefSeq and is a predicted model, not a curated record. The transcript is spliced from 2 exons. The coding region runs from base 1 to 252 and encodes 83 amino acids. NCBI's taxonomy places the organism in Eukaryota, Fungi, Ascomycota, Sordariomycetes, Magnaporthales, Pyriculariaceae.